Molecule: messenger RNA, 3137 nt
Organism: Equus quagga
Lineage: Eukaryota; Metazoa; Chordata; Mammalia; Perissodactyla; Equidae
Gene: LRRC2
Product: leucine rich repeat containing 2
Exons: 9
Coding region: 172-1284 (370 amino acids)
Molecular function (GO): protein binding
Source: RefSeq, a predicted model, not a curated record
UAGCCUGUUAGCGCACAGGCCGGGACGCUCCGGCAGCUGGAGCGCUUCCGGCUCCAGUGUGUGGCCGCUGCGGGUGUAAACAGGCUCGGCCGCCGGGAUUCCGCUCCCCUCGGCAGGCAGCGGGCAGGGGCUUGGGGCUGAGCGCAGUCGUGGUAAUUUCAUGCUCCAAAAAUGGGACAUAAAGUGGUCGUAUUCGACAUUUCUGUCGUCAGAGCCUUAUGGGAAACUCGUGUCAAGAAGCACAAAGCUUGGCAGAAGAAGGAGGCAGAAAGGCUCGAGAAAAGUGCACUGGAAAAGAUAAAGGAGGAGUGGAACUUCGUGGCCGAGUGCAGGAGGAAAGGCAUCCCCCAGGCCGCAUACUGCAAGAAUGGCUUCGUGGACACCAGCGUGAGGCUCCUGGAAAAGAUCGAAAGGAACUCCCUCACGAGGCAGAGUUCACUUUCCAAGGAGAGAGACAAACGGAGCAGCCCGUUUGUGUUUGAACUUUCCGGGGAGCACUGGAAGGAGUUCCCAGAUGAGUUGAAGGAGCAGACGCACCUCAAAGAAUGGCACAUAAACAAUACCCUGAUUCAAAUCAUUCCUACAUAUAUUGAGCUGUUCCAAGCAAUGAGAAUUCUGGAUCUGCCCCAAAACCAAAUCUCCCGUCUUCCAGUUGAAAUUGGUCGUUUGAAGAACCUAAAAGAACUCAAUGUGAGUUUCAACCGUCUGAAGAGCAUUCCUCUAGAACUGGGAGACUGUGAAAAGCUAGAGAAACUGGAUUGUUCUGGAAAUCUAGAAUUAACAGAGCUCCCCUUUGAAUUAAGUAAUUUGAAGCAAGUUACAUUCGUAGAUAUCUCAGCAAACAAGUUUUCCAGCGUCCCGAUCUGUGUCCUGCGGAUGUCUAAUUUGCAGUGGCUGGACAUCAGCAACAAUAACCUGAAUGACCUGCCACAAGAUAUAGACAGGCUAGAAGAACUGCAGACCUUUCUCUUGUAUAGGAACAAGCUGACCUAUCUUCCCUAUGCCUUGCUUAACCUAAAGAAGCUCACCUUGAUGGUCGUCAGCGGGGACCAUUUGGUGGAGCUCCCAACUGCCCUUUGUGAGUCACCCACUUUAAAAUUUGUAAGCCUUAUGGACAAUCCUAUUGAUAAUACCCAGUGUCAAGAUGGUGACGAAAUAAUAGAAAGUGAACGAGACCGUCAGCACUUUGAUAAAGAAUUUAUGAGAGCCUAUAUUGAAGAUCUUAAAGAAAGAGAUUCUGUUCCCAGCUACACCACCAAAGUAUCUUUUAGUCUUCAGCUUUGAUACCAUCCAUCAGAAGACGGCAGACUCUCCCUGUCCUGCGGAGCUGUAAAUCUUCAUGUUGUGGGUCACGUCCUAUAGGAAUAAUGGCUUGUGCUUAAGGACAAAGUCUAGAAACCAUGGUCCUAGUUGUUAGGAAAAAUGAUUUUCAGAUUUCAAAUAUAUGAAUACCUCUCUCUUUAGACUGGAGAAUUGAUAAAUGGGUUUAUAUAUUGAUAUUUAAAGGUUCAUUUGCAUAUACUUAUUUCCAAAUAAUACAGAUUUAAUAUUUUAGAAAAUGUAUUAUUUUUUUAAAUUAUAACUUAAAGACCAAAUUCUGAAGUUGAUUGCAUUGUUUUCAGGAAUCAGGGGACAAACGGGUUGUGAAAAGAGCAUUUAUAUUGGACCAGUCAGAUGAGAGUUUAUUUUGUUAUUUUGGAAGAGUUUUAAUGCAUUAUUUCUUUUACCAGGAAUAAUUUUCCUUGGGCUUAUACAAACUGCUAUUUCCAUAUGUUUUAAAUUAUAUUUUGCAAGUGUAUGCUCUCAGGAGAUUCUCGAGUAUAAUCUGGUCCUUGAAGGUAGGAAGAAGAGCUAGCAUGUCUGCCCAUGCACUGGGCAUGAGGCGCUCGGAUGGUGCGCUGGUAGCCCCAGUGCAGGAAGCGUGGGCCUGGCUGGCCAUGGGAAGCCUUGCAUGGCCUGCAUGGAUGGUCGUCUUGUCCUGAGUGGGCACCUCGGGGUUUCUGGGACCCAUCUCAGAGCAGGGAGCAGAAGCAAUGCCCUUAGGGACCCCUCCUCUAAGGUGGCCAUAUAGGGUAGUGGAGAUGACCAGUCCACAUUGAUGAGGAGUCCCUAGCUACCCUUCUUCGAAGCUCCCACGGGAGGACUCUGCCCGUGACCGAGACUCUGCGGUCCAGAGGCAGCUCAUGAGACAGUGCUUUACACCGGCAAAGGUGGGAUUCAUUACACAGCUUUGGACUCUUACGUCACAUUGUAUGAUUUGGAGAAAUUGUACAAAUAUCUAUUUUUAUACCAUUGUCUUGGGCUAAAAUAAACAGGAUUGUGUGUUGAAGAUAAGCUUAAACAAGUGGCUUUUGUGACUAAGAAGGAAAAAUGCAUAUAUUCAUGUAUACUUAUAUAUGGAUUGACUCCUAUCAGGGCUAGCCCAGUCCUGUCUAACAGAACAUUCUGCAGUGGUGGAAAUGUUCUGUAUCUGUGCUGUCCAAUAUAGUGGCCACCAGACCCGUGUGCUCCUUGAGCACUUGGACAAUGACUGGUGUGACCGAAGAACUAAAUUUUUAAUUAAAUUUAAAUUUAAAUAGCCACAGAUGGUUACCUAUUGGACAGCACAUGUCUAGCCAUUUGGGUUUUGUGGAAGUUAAACUGGACUAGAAAUGAAGGGUGAUUUUUAUUUCCUCUUAUCUGAAGACCCAGUCUAUCCCCAGAGGGGUUACUAUUGAAAUCUCAAUAUUUUGUCUUGAUAGGCUUAAUUGUAAUUCCAAAUAUUUUAUCCUCAACAGAUGUAAAACAGGCAGAGCGUUCUAAGACCACAUGGUAAUAAUGCUUCAGUAGAGGAUUGCUUCAACUUAGAAACAAACUGAGAAGUAGGUUAAGAGAUGAAAAGAGUAGGAAAAUGAGAAAUUAAUUGAACCUCAAACAAUUGUAUUCUUUUUUAACUCUUUAAAAAUAGAAUUCAAAUUUAUUAAUUGUACUUCUUGAAUGAUUUUGGAAUUUUAUUUCAUGCCGAGUAAUAUGUUAUAUAUAGUCAAAUGGGAAAUAUAUCUGAAAAGGGGAGAAAUGGGGGCUUUCACUCAAACUGACCAUCCAUAACUUCUGUAAAUUUUAUUUCAAUAAAAUCAGUCUUUUGUGCAAAAACCUUA